AUGCCGCUUCCCAUCCUACUCGUGUUUCCAACGGUGGGCAUUCUGUUCGCCGACAUGGUCCACAACUUGAGCGUUUGCGUGCAGUUCAAGGGUGGCAUGUCAAAUUGGAGAGACCUGUUCGUUGGAGUUGCUGACGCGAAGUCGGAUCUCGACCCGCACUACUCGUGGUUGUUUUCUAGGACUGGCACACGCGCCGCCCGAAUCGACCACGGUAUUGAAAGUUUCUACGCCUCACGGCCAGACUGGUUGCACGUGCGCGUUCUUCGUGAUCCCGUCGAGCGGAUGGCGAGCGGCUUUCUUGAUUGGCAUCAUAUGGACACCAGAUUCAAUGGCCACUUCAUACCUCAGAAUACCGGCUGCAACACGUACAAACGGCACAGAACCGACGCAAAGGGAUUUUUGGCCUCUUUGGGAGAACAGGAACUGUCCGAGCUUGCGCAAAUUGCAAAGAAAAAGUACGCCGCAGACAUGUCAUCGUAUCUUGCAGCUGUGUGCGCACGAGUGUGGGCACGCGAGUGA
Emiliania huxleyi CCMP1516 is the source of this 519-nucleotide messenger RNA. RefSeq lists its product as hypothetical. Lineage: Eukaryota; Haptophyta; Isochrysidales; Noelaerhabdaceae. The transcript has 3 exons. Bases 1 to 519 code for a protein of 172 amino acids. The record is from RefSeq and is a predicted model, not a curated record.